AUGAAUCCUCACAGUUCAGACGAAGACGAUGACGCACCAGAGGCCGUCUCGCUUUCCCAGUCAAAGAAACUCAUCCAACAGCAGAAUUCCUCUAUCCGGAAAUUCGAAAAUGCUCAAAAAGAGAAAAAACGAGCGAAGAACCGUGAACGGGACCGCAAGUUGAAGGAACAAGCUCAGGGACGGAAGAAGGGGAAGGGGAAGGAGGCGGUUGAGGAGGAUGAGGAUGAGGAUGAGGAUGAAGGAAACUCUGGUGAUGAAGGUGAUAAUGAUGCUAUUGCCCGGAUGCGACGAGCAAUGAAGGACGCUGAGGAGGAGAGUGACGAGGACAUGGAUGACGACGUCGAGAUGCAUGUCGAAGAAGACGAAGACGAAGAAGCAGAUGAAAGCGACGAGGAGGAGGAAGAAUUUCAUGGCUUUGACGCACCGCGAAAAUCUAAUCACCUUCCCGACCACCUCUUCGCCUCAGCAGCUGCAUCUGUACCCUCUACCGAGAAGAAAACCAAGACAAAAUCACUGAAAGAGGCUGAGAAGACCAGGAAACGGAAGAAAUCCACGUCUAAUAAGGCCAAGGACCGCGUGCUUGGGUCUCGUAUCAUCAGAGCCUUACCCGAUCCCAAUAAGCCACCUUCUGGUACACCCUCAAUGGUCCCUACAGCAAAAAUUCGCAAGUUUCUCGACCGCAGUCUGUCUUUGAGGAAGACUGACAAGCGUGUGGGCGGUUGGGAGAGGAGGGCCGCAAAUAUUGGAAGCAUGAAAAUAAAUCACGGCCCAGCAGCGCACUUUGUACGGCAACAGUCAUGA
Messenger RNA from Desarmillaria tabescens, 801 nucleotides. RefSeq lists its product as uncharacterized. The coding region runs from base 1 to 801 and encodes 266 amino acids. The record is from RefSeq and is a predicted model, not a curated record. NCBI's taxonomy places the organism in Eukaryota, Fungi, Basidiomycota, Agaricomycetes, Agaricales, Physalacriaceae. The transcript is spliced from 3 exons.